Epinephelus lanceolatus (giant grouper) is the source of this 2475-nucleotide messenger RNA. It is a transcript of the gene hoxb8a, whose product is annotated as homeobox B8a. NCBI's taxonomy places the organism in Eukaryota, Metazoa, Chordata, Actinopteri, Perciformes, Serranidae. Gene Ontology annotation, molecular function: RNA polymerase II transcription regulatory region sequence-specific DNA binding; DNA-binding transcription factor activity, RNA polymerase II-specific. The record is from RefSeq and is a predicted model, not a curated record. Gene Ontology annotation, cellular component: nucleus. Gene Ontology annotation, biological process: regulation of transcription by RNA polymerase II.
GAGAGAGAGAGAGAGAGAGAAAAUAUGAAACAACUCAUUUGCAGAGGAGUAAAUCACGGAAUACCCGUUUGAGAGCGCGACAGGGCUCCCGCUUACAGCGCUAACACCGGAAUUGUGAUGCGCACGAGCCCUUCCUCCUCCUCUACUUCUCCCUCUUCUUCUCCUUCCUCUUCUUUUUCUUCUUCUUCGCUGGAGAUUUUAUGGAAUCGGUGUGAUUGUUGUUGUUGUUGCGGUGGUUGUGGCUGUUACUGCUCUGGCUGGCUGUCGUUACCGUUACUCACACCGCUCGUCUGUUGUGGCCGUGAAGGGAAACACCACAACAACGGUCACCGACACCGGCGGCAGACCUGCCUCACUCUCUCUCUCUCCCUCCCCUCCGUCUCUCUGUGUGUGUCGGUGUUUCUCUGCCUCAAAACGCACGACAGAAGCAGAAAAAAAGAAAAAAACAAUUGAGAGCCGCGGGUCGCUUCCUUCAGUCCCACUCUGACUCUGCCGAGCCGAACACAAACUGAAACAACAAUAAACACCAACACAAAAGAUGAGUUCAUAUUUCGUCAACUCGCUCUUCUCCAAAUAUAAAAGCGGGGACUCGUUACGUCCGAACUACUACGAGUGCGGUUUCGCGCAGGACCUGGCCGGCAGCCGGCCCACCGUGGUGUACGGCCCGGGCUCCGGCGCCACCUUCCAGCACGCUCCGCAGAUCCAGGACUUCUACCACCACAGCGCCUCCACGCUGCCCAGCAACCCGUACCAGCAGAGCCCCUGUGCGGUCACAUGCCACGGCGAGCCGGGCAACUUCUACGGAUACGACGCCCUGCAGCGGCAGACGCUUUUCGGGGCCCAGGACGCGGAUCUGGUCCAGUACAGCGACUGUAAACUGGGAAGCGCGCCGGGGCUCGGCGGCGAGGACGCGGAGGGAACCGAGCAGAGCCCCUCGCCGACGCAGCUGUUCCCCUGGAUGAGGCCGCAAGUAGCUGCGGGUAGGAGGCGGGGCCGGCAGACCUACAGCCGCUACCAGACCCUGGAGCUGGAAAAGGAGUUCCUCUUCAACCCCUACUUGACCCGGAAACGCCGCAUCGAGGUGUCGCACGCACUGGCUUUGACGGAGCGGCAGGUGAAAAUCUGGUUCCAGAACCGGAGGAUGAAGUGGAAGAAGGAGAACAACAAGGACAAGUUCCCCAGCAGCAAGAGCGAACAGGAGGCGGUGGAGAGGGAGAGGAGGGAGAAGGAGCUGCGGGAUGGCAGCGGAAGUGGAGGCGGAGAGGGUGGUGGUGGAGGUGCUGAGGGAGGAGGAGGCCCCGUGGCGGUGGCGGGCACGGCGGGGCCACAGGCCACUGUAAAUGAGGAUUGUUGCGAGAAAACCCACAAGCAAAUGUAAGGAGACAAGCGGUGAAAUUAAGGGGAAGAAGUGAAAGAGGUGGAGGGCGAGGAGGGUGUAAGAGUUGGACAAGAGGGGGUGAGGGGGGGUGGGGGUGGGCGAGGGGCUGUUGUUGUCUUAAUCGAAGCCAUUGGACUGCUCCGUUGUCUCCACAAUUCAAUUGAUGGAAAGGAACUUGAGUCUUCAAAAUGGCGACUGGCGGGCCGGACGGACUGGAGGGGCCUCGCGCCUCUGUCUGCUGACUGUAAAAACCGCGGGAAUUAAAAAAAAAGAAACAAUGAAGCAAGAAAGUGAACUAAAAAAAUACAAUUGAUGAGGGCGGGGGUGAUCCAUCCAAGUCAAAUAAACAUAGUCUACUCUAGUGUUUAAAACAAACAAAAAAUGAAAGAAAAAUGAUAGCUUCCUUUCUUUGUGGAACAAUUAUUGUGGAAACAUUUCUAUAUUGUUAGAAGUUUAUCAUUAACAAUUUUAUCUUUGGCAGCUGUAUAGUUUUUAAGUUAAAAAAAUGAUGAUGGUGCACUUUUUACUGUACUUCUCACUUCUAUGUUGUUGUUGUUGUUAUGGCAAUGAUUGAUUGAUGAUGAUGAUGAUAAUGAUGAUGAUGAUGAUGAUGACGUAGCAAUUAAUGAAAUUUCCAACAACAUGAAACUGCCUAUUUAUGCCGUUUUAGUAGGUCGGGUCUCUUUUUUACACACUCUAAUUGUCGUUUCUCGUUUUAGUUCGUUUUUUGAUCGAUGGUGUUUGUUUUAUGUUGUCUUCCUUUUUCUCUUUUUUGGGUAAAAAGCAUGCGCACAGUGCAGAUUAAAAAAGAGAACAUUCAUAAAAAUAAAAAGGAGGAAAAAAUGUAAUAAAAUGUUGCGUUCUGCAUUUAAUGUGAAACAGAGCUCUGCUGGUGAGGGUUGAUUUCCUGGAUGUAAUCUUUCACUCAUGUUUCGCUCGAUGACGAUCAGUUGAGAGUUGGAAGUUAGAAGUCAGAGAUAGAAAGAAAAAGAAAGAAAGAAAGAAAGAAAGAAAGAAAGAAAUGUCAGAGGAGUUGCUUCCCCCUUUCGUUUUACCCACACUUACUCCUCAUCCUUUCCCUUAUUCUCCCCGUUUCC